This is a messenger RNA of Bipolaris victoriae FI3, 315 nucleotides long. RefSeq lists its product as hypothetical. The record is from RefSeq and is a predicted model, not a curated record. Lineage: Eukaryota; Fungi; Ascomycota; Dothideomycetes; Pleosporales; Pleosporaceae. The coding region runs from base 1 to 315 and encodes 104 amino acids. The transcript has 2 exons.
AUGUUUCGUCAACAGAUUGUCCGCCAGGCUCGCCUGUUCAGCACUACCCCCGUUGCCCGCAAGAGCCCUGUAGACGCUAUCAAGGAUGCCGCAAAGACUAUCGACAAGACUAUCUCUGGUGCUGCUGUGAAGGGUAUCGAGAAGGGCGAGGAAGUCGCCAACGCCGUCAAGGAAGCUACACCCAACACCGCGGGAGAGGCCAAGGGCCAGGCGAGCCAGGUUGCAGGCGAGGCCAAGGGAAAGGCGAGUGAGGUUGCGGGACAGGCCAAGGGAAAGGCGGCAGAGGUUAAGGGGGAGGUUAAGGGCAAGAUGUGA